Nicotiana tabacum (common tobacco) is the source of this 1795-nucleotide messenger RNA. RefSeq lists its product as uncharacterized. The record is from RefSeq and is a predicted model, not a curated record. NCBI's taxonomy places the organism in Eukaryota, Viridiplantae, Streptophyta, Magnoliopsida, Solanales, Solanaceae. Gene Ontology annotation, molecular function: ATP binding; hydrolase activity.
GACUGGUAGUGAUACACCAGAAACCAAUGUGGUUGUGGUUGAUGAUUCUGAUGGGAUACCAAACUCUUUCACUGGCAUCCCAGAGGAAGAUUAUCCUCUAGUGCUUACGUUUGAAAAGUUCUUGCUGAUGCUCGAUGGAACGAUAGGCGUUUCCUACUUCGAGAGAUUCGAGAGAGAUGGCGAGAUCAGCUAUGACCGUUUCUGUAAUUGGUAUUGGCCUCACUUCAACAGUCAAUUGACCAAGAAACUUGAUCCCUCAAGAGUUUUUAGUGAAAUAAUUUGUCAAAUAAAAGGAGGGCUGAUAAUUGGAGAUAAUGGAAAACUGAGCAAAAAUGAAUAUACUUCAAUGUCUGAAUAUAGGGCCUCGACAAUAGGUGCUGAAGUAAGAGAGGAAAUAUACCAUAUUUUCCAGAAUUAUGAGAAGAUGAAACUGGAGCGUGGUGAAUAUGAUUUAUCAGAUUUCGUUAAUGAUAUUCAUAUUCGACUGAAGAAUCAGCAUCAGCACUACCUAGUAGAUUUUGUCUAUGUGGAUGAAGUUCAAGAUCUCCCACUGAGACAUAUAGGUCUUCUCAAAUAUGUUUGUAGAAAUGUCGACGAAGGCUUUGUUUUCUCGGGGGAUACAGCACAGACAAUUGGUAGAAGAGAAGAUUUUAGAUUCGAAGACGUUCGCAAUCUAUUCUACAAGGAGUUCAUCAACAGAAAAGAAAAAGGACAUGUCUCACCUCUUUUUAAGUUGACUCAGAACUUCCGGACACAUAGCAGUGUACUCCGUUUGGCACAGAGUGUAAUCACUCUGCUUCAUUAUUACUUCCCUCAGUCUAUUGAUAUCUUGGAAUCUGAGACAAGUGUUACAUGUGGUGUGGCUCCAGUGUUGCUCAAGCCUAUGCCUGGAGCUGAUGAAAAUGCAAUUAUAACUAUUUUUGGAAAUAGUGAGAGUACUGGGGGAAAAAUAAUAGGUUUUGGUGCAGAGCAGGUCAUAUUAGUGCGUGAUGAGUCUGCGAAGAAGGAAGUCUCCAAUUAUAUUGGAAGGAAAGCUCUUAUUUUGACUAUUGCUGAAUCCAAAGGCUUGGAGUUUCAGGAUGUACUGCUGUACAAUUUUUUUGAGUCGUCGCCACUUAGAAAUCAGUGGAGAGUGAUCUAUAAGUUCCUGAAUGAACGAGGCGCACAGGUUUUGUCAUUCCCAAGUUUCUCUGUAGAAAGACACAGUGUCUUGUGUUCUGAACUAAAGCAGCUUUAUGUUGCUAUCACCCGAACAAGGCAAAAGUUAUGGAUUUGUGAAAGUUCAGAAGAAUACUCUGAACCCAUGUUUGACUACCGGAGAAGGUCAAAACUAGUGCAAACAUGGGAGAUAGAUGAUUCACUUGCACACGCUAUGCAAACUUCGAGCACGCCGGAGGAGUGGAAGUCACAGGGAAUGAAGCUAUUGUUGGACAAAAAAUAUGAUAUGGCACUCCUGUGCUUUGAAAAAGAAGGAGAAAAGAAUUUGGCGGAAAGGGCAAAGGCAGAGCUAUUCAGUUUAGAUGCCGAGCGAGUUCGUGAUUCGAACCCGGAAGAGGCUCGCACCUACCUACGUAAGGCUGCUGAAAUAUUCUAUUCCAUUGGAAUACUUAUAUCAGCUGCAGAGUGUUUUUAUUACUCGAGAGACUUUGAACAAGCAGGUAAUGAAAAGUUGCCUCACUUUGUUAAGAGUUCCGUUCUUGUUGUUCAUUUUCUUUCCCUCUUCGAUUCCGUACUUUCUAGCAUUUUAAAUAUAGUUCAGCAUUUCCAUUUCUUAAGGACUUACAUCCAGUUUUGA